Molecule: messenger RNA, 780 nt
Organism: Aspergillus heteromorphus CBS 117.55
Lineage: Eukaryota; Fungi; Ascomycota; Eurotiomycetes; Eurotiales; Aspergillaceae
Product: O-methyltransferase
Exons: 3
Coding region: 1-780 (259 amino acids)
Molecular function (GO): O-methyltransferase activity; S-adenosylmethionine-dependent methyltransferase activity
Source: RefSeq, a predicted model, not a curated record
AUGUCAACACUCCCAGUCUCAUAUCCGGCGGAUGGCACUCCGGCUCUCUACCCCAACGAGAGAGUGGCCAAGCGAGUCGGCGAUUAUGCCGAGAGCCACAGCCUGCGGAUGCCCCAACACAUCAUCGACUACCAUGCCCAUAUCCAGACCACUCGGCCCGAGACAGCCAACUACAUGAUCUCGAUCGCGCAAGCACAGGCCUUGACCUUCUUGGUCAAGACCAUCGGCGCAAAGAGGAUCCUCGAAAUCGGCAGCUAUGUCGGUCUCUCCCUCAUGACGUGGAGUAGCGCGGUAGGCCCGGAUGGCAAAGUCACCGGUCUGGAAUUCGACCCGUCCUUUGCAGCGGCGGCGAAAGACGCCCUCGCUGCCAAUGAUGUCCACAACGCGGAGUUGAUUGUCGGAGAUGCGCUCGAGACCCUUCCCACGCUCACCCCCUCCGAACCAUACGAUAUCAUCUUCAUCGAUGCUCAGAAAUCCGGAUACUCGAGAUACCUGUCUACCAUUCUGGCGCUCUCUCAACCAGGGACGCCGAACCGGCUCCUCCGCCCCGGCGGCCUGAUCAUCGGGGACAACACCCUGCGGUGUGGACUUGUGGCGGACGACAGCUCGGAUAACCCCUGGCGCCACUACGAUUUCGGACCGCAGCGACCGGAGUACUGGAAGUCGGCGGAUGUGAUGACGUUGAAGGCGUAUAAUCAGGCCGUGGUGGCUAACGAUCGGUUGGAGAAUUGGUUGUGUCCGCUGUGGGAUGGGAUUAAUCUGGCCCGGAUGGUGGAUUGA